CCAGGGAUCGAACCCGGGUUUCCAGCAUUGCAGGCAGACCGUCUGAGCCACCAGGAAAGCCCAUGUAAAACUGUUCCCCAAAAGCAAGUUUUACUAAAAGAGAAAAAAAUUUGGCCCCUCCAACUACCCCAGCGCCCAAAGCAGGAAAGGGCUUUGCCCUUCACAAAGAUGGCGGCCGCCGGCGUCGGAGGCGAUCCGCCUCUUUGAAGAAUGUCGGCGCCGGCGGGAGGAACCGGAAGCGCGGUCUGGUGGCGGCGCCGGUCGGCGGUAGGCGCGUGAACGCGCAGGGCGGCGCGGGUCCCGGCAUGAAGCUGGGGCGGGCUGCGCUGGGCCUGCUGCUGCUGGCGCCGUUGGCGGUGCGGGCGGUGGAGCCCAUCAGCCUGGGACUGGCCCUGGCCGGCGUCCUCACCGGCUACAUCUCCUACCCGCGCCUCUACUGCCUGUUCGCCGAGUGCUGCAGCCCGAAGCGGAGCCUCAGCCGGGAAGCGCUGCAGAGGGAUCUCGACAGCAAGCUCUUUGGACAGCAUCUUGCAAAGAAAGUCAUCUUAAAUGCUGUGUCUGGCUUCAUCAGCAACCCGAAGCCCAAGAAACCUCUCACCCUCUCCCUGCACGGGUGGACAGGCACUGGCAAAAAUUUUGUCAGCAAGAUCAUCGCGGAGAAUAUCUACGAGGGUGGUCUGAACAGUGACUAUGUCCACCUGUUUGUGGCCACGCUGCACUUCCCACACAUCUCGAAUAUCACCCUGUAUAAGGAUCAGUUACAGUCGUGGAUUCGCGGCAAUGUGAGUGCCUGUGCGAGGUCCAUCUUCAUAUUUGACGAAAUGGACAAGAUGCACGCUGGCCUCAUAGACGCCAUCAAGCCUUACCUAGACUAUUACGACAACCUGGAUGGGGUCUCCUAUCAGAAAGCCAUCUUCAUAUUUCUCAGCAAUGCUGGAGCAGAAAGGAUCACAGACGUGGCUUUAGAUUUCUGGAGAAGUGGAAAGCAGAGGGAAGAAAUCAAGCUCAAAGACAUGGAGCAUGCCUUGUCUGUGUCGGCCUUCAAUAACAAGAACAGUGGCUUCUGGCACAGCAGCUUAAUUGACCGAAACCUCAUCGACUAUUUCGUUCCCUUCCUCCCGCUGGAAUAUAAACACCUGAAGAUGUGCAUCAGAGUCGAAAUGCAGUCCCGCGGCUACAGGGUGGACGAGGACAUUGUGAGCAGGGUGGCCGAGGAGAUGACAUUUUUCCCCAAAGAGGAGAGAGUUUUCUCCGACAAAGGCUGCAAAACCGUGUUCACCAAGUUAGAUUACUACUACGAUGACUGAUGGCACCAGGGCAGCUUCCCGCACCCCCGCUCCGGCCCUGGAGAGGAGCAAGGUGAAUUCUUCCUGCGUGACAGGACAGGCACUUCCCCGGGCAUUGUUUUUUCAUCCAGCAGAACCUUCAGGCUGUCAGUGACAGAGGCAGAUGGGGAGCAGCCCCCGGGGCCUGCAGAGGAGGGGAGGAGCCAGCGCCCAGCCAAGCCAGGGCUCAUGAUUUUUUUUUUUUUAAAAAAUCAUGUUUUAAUUUUAAGUGUUUCUGUUUCAAGGAAGGAUGAAUCAGUUUUACUGGAAAAUGUGAUAAUUUUUAUUUAAAAUGGUUUUUAACAUUAUGAGAAACUUUUCAGACUCUUAA
Molecule: messenger RNA, 1656 nt
Organism: Cervus elaphus (red deer)
Lineage: Eukaryota; Metazoa; Chordata; Mammalia; Artiodactyla; Cervidae
Gene: TOR1A
Product: torsin family 1 member A
Exons: 5
Coding region: 306-1307 (333 amino acids)
Biological process (GO): protein localization to nucleus; nuclear membrane organization
Cellular component (GO): endoplasmic reticulum lumen; nuclear envelope; endoplasmic reticulum
Molecular function (GO): ATP hydrolysis activity; ATP binding; kinesin binding
Source: RefSeq, a predicted model, not a curated record